AUGGCUGCCCCGAGGCUUCCAUUCCUUUACCCGCAGUUUAUGCGCUCAGUGCGCUCGUGCGAACCGACAACCUACCGCUCCUUUCGAAUCCCCUCUACUCCUUCCUCCCAUAAAGCCCCCUUCCACUCCAGUCGGCGGCGAGCGCAAGAAACGUCAUACAACCGACGAUACGGCCCUGCUGCAGAGGCCAAUCUGCCUCCUCCUGCGCGGCCCAAAGACGAGGCUCGCUAUCCCCCGACUCCGCCGGUGCCAAAAGACAAGAGCAACACGUCACCGCAUACCCCUUCCCCACCUGAGAAAGUGCCCUCCGAGGAUGCCAAAGAUGACGCCAUGGAUACUUCCUCCCGACUCAAGAGCUCCAGCUCUACAGAAUCGAAUGAUAAGAAGUCUCCGGAUGAGCUAGAUCCUCGGGAAGAACCUGCGGCGUCCGAUGACCGCGAUGCCACCUCCGCAUCUCCGCCCCCCGACGAGAAUUCCCCGCGAGAACGACAGUCGAAGACUUCCUCCCAAUCGAUUCCGUUCGACGGCAAUCCCCUCGAAGGUGUCCUACACUUGCCUUCGCCCUCGUCAUACCUAACGCCAUCUGGAUUGCCCUCGUCAGGCGAACACCAUCCCCACAUGACCCCUGCGCCUUAUGUCCACCAUUUUGACUCAUACUCGCUUGUCCGCGAUCUCUCGACGGGCGGUUUCAGCGAUGACCAGUCCGUGACUAUCAUGAAGGCGGUGCGCCGUAUUUUGCAGAAUAAUCUCGAUUUCGCGAAAAACAACCUGACUUCCAAAUCUGACGUCGAGAAUGAAUCUUACCUGUUCAAGGCGGCCUGCUCGGAACUCCAGUCGUCUCUGGAAACGGCUCGAAGCUCGGAAAUGCAGCGACAGCGGGCUUCCCGGACACAACUGCAGCACGAGUCGGAUAUCUUAUCGCAACGCUUGAAUCAAGAGCUUGCGGGAUUGAAGGAUGACAUUAAGGGCAUGUUCAAUGAUCACAAGAUGACUACGCGAGAGCAACAGCGUAGUAUUGAUACCUCCGUUCAGGAACUCAACUACAAGAUCACGGUUUCUUUGAACAGUGACGGUAAAAGUGAGAUCGAAGGGCUUCGGUGGAUUUUGACUCGACGAGCUGCUCUGGCCGUUGCGACGAGUGCUUUUAUGAUCAUCAUUUUCCUCAAGUACUACUCCGUCCGGAAAACGCACGACGGUGUGGAAAAGAAAAAAGAAGCGCCAGUCAAGCAGACGGCCGAAAAGGUGGUCGUCCAAGACCCGGCAGUUGAAGCCGUUCAUCCAGUUCCAGAGCCUCAUCUGGGCGAGUCUCUAGGCUGA
Molecule: messenger RNA, 1317 nt
Organism: Aspergillus melleus
Lineage: Eukaryota; Fungi; Ascomycota; Eurotiomycetes; Eurotiales; Aspergillaceae
Exons: 2
Coding region: 1-1317 (438 amino acids)
Cellular component (GO): mitochondrion
Source: RefSeq, a predicted model, not a curated record